AUGAUUCUCACGGACAGCGCCAUCAAUCUUCAUCGUCUUCGCAAGAACGAGUCGGCCAAGGCUAAGCUUGGACGCUUCGAACAACGCCGUCUCAAGAUCAUCGAAGAUAUUGUCAACGAUCUGACCAACAAGGGUUUACAAAUAUCAAUCCGUCAUGUUCGUGGAGAAUGCAAUCCAGCCGACCGUGGCACCCGAGCUCCUCAGCCUGGAGAAUGUCUUUCUCCUCUACAUCACUCCACCAUCACUGAAGGCCUACUGACAUCUCCUCCGGCAUUCUGCUUCCCGGUGCCGCCCCAGGAUACCCCACAGGGUAGUUCUCCAUUAAGUUCAUCGACAUGUGGGGAAGGCUUUACGUUUGUGGGUCUGAACUCCACCGGAAGUGACGACACGGACGACGAAGUCACGAUUGACGAACUUCUCCAAGAUCAGUUAUUUAAUCCGAAGAUCGACGAAUUCCGAGCAAGUCCAUAUUAUGAGGUCCUACCCAAUGGUUUAGUUGCUCGUAUCGUGGGUAUUGACGUCGACUCGGUGGACGAUGUGAAGACUACACCUCGACAUCAGGUGGUGAUCCACAACGACGAGUUGAAGAAGAAAUUGAUCGCUAAAGCGCAUGCAGUGGGACACCGCGGACGAGUCGGUACAUUGAAGCUGCUCAAGCAACGCUACUUCUGGCAUGGUAUCGCUCGUGAUUGCCGACGCUAUGUAGAUGCCUGUGAACGGUGCCAGUUUGCUCGAGCUGAUCGUGUACAACGUCAGUCCAUGGGAUCUAUUCCUUGGCCUGGUGCUAUUGGCUGUCUCCGUGUAUGUGCUGUUGACAUGACCGGUCCCUACCGAGUAUGUAGCGGAGCCAGUGGCUCCACAUCCGCGAAUCCUUCAAGUGAAGACCCCGACG
This is a messenger RNA of Perkinsus marinus ATCC 50983, 892 nucleotides long. RefSeq lists its product as hypothetical. The annotation marks the transcript as partial. Lineage: Eukaryota; Perkinsozoa; Perkinsida; Perkinsidae. The record is from RefSeq and is a predicted model, not a curated record. The transcript has a single exon.